Messenger RNA from Acanthisitta chloris (rifleman), 459 nucleotides. It is a transcript of the gene PMF1, whose product is annotated as polyamine-modulated factor 1. The annotation marks the transcript as partial. The record is from RefSeq and is a predicted model, not a curated record. Gene Ontology annotation, cellular component: MIS12/MIND type complex. The transcript has 4 exons. Lineage: Eukaryota; Metazoa; Chordata; Aves; Passeriformes; Acanthisittidae. Gene Ontology annotation, biological process: chromosome segregation.
AGCUACCAGAGGUUUGCCAGCUGCUAUCGCUGCUUCUACAAGCUGCAGCCAGAGCUGACCAGGAGCAUCUAUGACCAGUUUAUCUCCCAACUGCAAACAUCCAUCAAGGAGGAGAUCCAGGAGGUGAAAAAUGAAGGGAAUCUGGAGGCACUCUUUAACUACCUGGAUAAAAUCGUGGAGGAGGCAAAGGACCAGGAAGAGCCAGCAUGGCGUCCGAGCGGGAUCCCGAUGGAAGAUAUCCGCAGUGCCAUGGUGCCAUACCUGCUCAAGCAUCGCUCCUACCUGCACAGAGUGCUCAGGGACAAGGAGGAGGAGAACAGGAAAUUGGCUCAGGCUGUGCUGGCAGGGAGGGACAAGAUCCUGGAGCUGCAGGAGCUGAUCCAGGCCCGGCAAUGUGCCUGGCAGGGGAUUACUAAAGAGCAGCAGGAGCUCAUCAUGACAUUCCAGGAGCCCCAGUGA